Molecule: messenger RNA, 1223 nt
Organism: Corylus avellana
Lineage: Eukaryota; Viridiplantae; Streptophyta; Magnoliopsida; Fagales; Betulaceae
Product: putative xyloglucan endotransglucosylase/hydrolase protein 7
Biological process (GO): cell wall biogenesis; xyloglucan metabolic process
Cellular component (GO): cell wall; apoplast
Molecular function (GO): hydrolase activity, hydrolyzing O-glycosyl compounds; xyloglucan:xyloglucosyl transferase activity
Source: RefSeq, a predicted model, not a curated record
AAGUCCUCUUCUAAAUCAUAUUCCCUCUUAUCUUUCUCUCUAAAGUCUAAAGCAACCAUGGCCAUAUAUCUUUCCUUGACAAACGCUAUUGCUUCUCUUUCUCUUUUGGUGCUUGCAUUUGCUCUCCCCAUCACGGGCCGACCCGCCACUUUUCUGGAAGACUUUCGAAUCACGUGGUCUGAUUCCCAUAUCAGGCAGAUCGACGGCGGGAAGGCAAUCCAACUCGUUCUUGACCGAAAUUCUGGAUGUGGGUUUGCUUCCAAGAGGCAGUAUUUGUUCGGGCGUGUCAGCAUGAAGAUUAAGCUGGUUCCCGGAGACUCCGCCGGAACUGUCACUGCCUUUUAUAUGAAUUCAAACACCGACUCUAUUCGUGACGAGCUGGACUUUGAGUUCUUGGGGAAUCGGACAGGGCAACCGUACACUGUCCAGACCAAUAUCUACGCUCAUGGGAAGGGUGAUAGGGAGCAAAGAGUCAACCUUUGGUUUGAUCCUGCUGCUGACUUCCACACAUACACAAUUCUAUGGAACCACCGUCAAAUUGUCUUCUCUGUGGAUGAUGUGCCCAUUAGGGUGUACAAGAACAACGAAGCUAGAGGAAUCCCAUUCCCCAAGUUUCAGUCCAUGGGGGUCUAUUCCACAUUAUGGGAAGCCGACAACUGGGCUACGAGAGGCGGGCUGGAGAAGAUUGAUUGGAGCAAGGCACCUUUCUAUGCUUAUUACAAGGACUUUGACAUCGAGGGAUGCCCGGUGCCGGGACCGGCGAACUGCGCCUCCAACCCCAGCAACUGGUGGGAGGGAACCGCCUAUCAAGUACUCAGUGCUCUGGAAGCCAGAAAGUACAGAUGGGUUCGUAUAAACCACAUGAUCUACGAUUACUGCACCGACAAAUCGAGGAAUCCGGUGACCCCACCGGAGUGUGCUGCCGGAAUCUAAAUUGCAGAGCAACCAAUCAGAUCAUAUGAUAUGGACUUACGUGUGCGUACAUGUCCUUGUACACUAGUUGUGUGAUAAGAGUCAUUCAAAUUUGGAUGGUAUAAAUUAAGGGCGGGGGAUAUAUGUUAUUCUCGUGUGUAUAUCAUGUCGAUGAAGCUUAAGUUUAAGCUCCGGGGGAGGGAGAAAAAAGUCAAAUCCUUCCUGUGGGCUAUACGUGUCUGUAUUCUGUAGGCCCAGUACGUGCCAAUAAAGUUUAUGCAAAACUGUGAAAAGGAUGUUCUUGUUCUUUA